Molecule: messenger RNA, 4220 nt
Organism: Cherax quadricarinatus
Lineage: Eukaryota; Metazoa; Arthropoda; Malacostraca; Decapoda; Parastacidae
Source: RefSeq, a predicted model, not a curated record
AUGGUGACAGAUGGCAGAGCAAGAGCCAAAGAGAGUGCACUGUACUCAACCAGCAGAGAGGAUGACCCGAGUCAGUCAAUAUCAAGCAACAGCAGCAGCAGGAUCAACAGCAGCAGCAGCAACAGCAGCAGCAGGAUCAACAGCAUCAACAGCAUCAACGGCAGCAGUGUUGGAAACUCUUCGGGUCGUCAGACAAAGUGUUCUUUGUACCCCAGAGAUAGUCUGUGUUCCACACAGGAGAGUGGUGAGCACAGCACAGUAUCACGCAGCACCUCUGUGUACUCAACAGACAGCGGCUGUGGUGUCCUCCAGUGUUUUACCAACAGACUUACCCUAAUACGCCAUUCCUCAGGAGAAGCAGACAAAUGCACUGACCACUUCUCCUAUUUACUAGCAAACGAUAAUGAGUAUCUUAAUUGUCUCCACGACAUGUUAAGUAACUAUAACAUGAUGUGUUCCGUAACUCCUCCACAUAUUCGCCAGCAUCUAGAUGUAUUCUUUCUACAUAUGGAAACAUUGUAUCAGUUCCAGAUUGCGUUACAUGGUUUAAUUAAAGCAACAGGUGGCAACGCAGCUGAGUUAUCGCAGGUGUUUACAAAUGACCAAUUCCAGCUGUACAGUCGUUGUAUGAUCAUGACUCCAAAUGCCCUUAGAGAUUUUAGUCGAUAUUCGGCUUACUUCGAGGAGCAUUUCCCUCAUCUUAAGAGGAACUUACUGAAGCCGUCUAUGAGGAUCAACUUUUACGUGAUGAUGCUGGAUACUUUUAAAAACGGAGCUUCGGAGAAAGAGAAAGUUGACUUGGAGUCUGCCCGAGACUACCUGAAUCAGCUGAAGCGAGAAGCCAACACUAUCAUGACUGUUGCUACAGUAGUUAAUAGUCCACUUGAUCUUAGACUAGGUGGGGAAGUCUUGCAGUUAGGAGAGCUUCUCUGUCUCGGUGGUGGCUCACUUCAGAAGAAAAAAUAUAAUAUAAUAUUAUUUGAACACUUGCUGGUUAUUACAUCGUCAAAGAUGGAUUAUUUUAAGUACAAAACUCAUUAUAGGGCGGAGCGGUUAGAGGCCGUAGAGAGCGCAGGGGACCAGGAGCUAGUACUCCACGCUUUCACAGAGGGACAACAUCAACUGGUUACCAUGAGGUUCAAAGCAAAAUCCACGUUCCUAAGAGAUGAGUGGGUUAAGGGGCUACAUAAAAUAAUACCUCGCAACGAUACAUCUAGUCAGAGAGAAGGUAAACAAAGUGAUACCUUCUCUACGCAAGUUCACUCGCAGAUGUUCCCAUUGUACCUCUUCUCUGAGUACCCACACUUGUCCUCGGCCAUGGUACAACAGGACUUUGUGAAUGAGAUUCCAAAAUUAUCAUCUGUUGAAGAGUCUUGCCUAGAGAUGUUUCUCGAGGAGAAAGCUUACGUACGCCAGCUGUCCUCUCUCUUGAACCCCGAGGCCAUACUGCCUCCUGAGACACUUUGCUCCCUUUUAGAAAAAUUAUACCAAUUACACAGCAAGAUUCUCCUUCCAUAUCUAGAUAGAUCACUCAAUAUAUAUAAUAUUUUCAGAUUAUUCUUUGAAAAUAUUGACUCGUUCAGUAUCUACGUCGAUUAUCUUGUAGUUCGUAGUCAAGUAAUUUCACAGUUUAAUUCCUCUGAGACUCGCCUCUACAUCUCACCAGUUCAACAUUUGACCUUUUACUUGAUAUGGCUACAACAGUUAUGUAGAUACCCAGACCUUAAAGAGUCAGCCCAAAAGAUUCUAGACCAUUUUAAAACCUACGUAAAGAAGGCUCAGAUACGACUCCUGACAGAUGCCAUCAGCAAUGCUAGAAUAGAUUUCUACAGAAGCGGGAAUAUCCUCCGUCACGACAGAAUGGAAGUGAAGACUCGCAAGAAAGAACUUCGUGGAGGACUAUACUUAGCGUUGCUCUUUGAGAAUAUUAUCCUGCUAACCAAGCCCAAGCCUCCCUUUUAUGAAUAUGCUUGGGAUAUAUGGCUGGAUCAGGUCAACCUGGGACCUCCUACCAACUCCGACGUGGUCUUCAAGUUAGAAGUUCGUCAGGGUGGAGGGAGAGAACCUGUUACAUGUGAGUUUAGGGUUGCCAGCCCAGCCAUCAAGCAAGAGUGGCUCAAGUGCAUGCAACAGCAAAUGUUGCAACAAGCACAGAAGAUACGCCAGCGAACAUCGGCUGAUUUCUGAUUAUUAUAAUCAUGGGGGAGCGCUGAACCCAUAGGAUUAUACAGCGUCUAUAGGGAGAAGGGAUGGGAAGGUAUGCAGACUUAAUUCAGGAAACAGGAGCACAGAUCCAAUUCCAUAGAUCAAGAGCCCCUCACGAGCCUCGCGGAACCUCACUUGAGGGGUAGGCUGAUUUCUGAAAGCCUCUCUCUCUCGUCAACAUCCUGAAGCAUCACGGUAGACGUGUCACUGACUUGAGAAAAUAUACCUGGAGACAAACACAAUGUAAACAAAGACUCGGUCUUCGUUUGAGAUCUUCAUCAUGAUCUUUGAACACUUAAUCUACCUCAAAACUACAUCUGUACUGCUUCUGCUGCCUCUGUAUUCGACUGAAGAAGCCUACUGUGUAGGCGAUAUGUUUAUGUUGCAUUAAUUAUGUGCAGUAUUGACAAACAUAAGUGAGAUUUCACGUGUUUCACUUGCGUAUCUCCAUUGUGGAGACUUUUCACAUGCUCUAUAGGUUUCUUCAGUCAGCAAAAUAUAGACUGUGGAAACAGUGGAGAGGUAAUGAGGUGGUUAGUCCUCAACCUUCUAGUAGUAGUCUGGGGUAAUCAGUCCCUCAGCCUUGAGUUGUCAGUCCAGCAGUCUUGAUAAAAGUCAGUUUAAACCUUUAUAAAAAAGUCUACCUUGUGGUAUACCGGCAAGGUAAACUUCCCGUGGGAAGCUUACCUUGUGUACAUUCUUACAAAGACGUUGACUUCCUAUUGCUUAUAAUCAUACAUUAGGCAGGUACACAGUGAAGGAUAUGGAAGGAUAUACAUGACACAGCCUGUGUACCAUGGAUAAGGUACAAAUGGCACAAUACCAUGACUGGAACAAUGCAGAAAUUACCCACAACUAGAGGAACUUAAAACGACAUUUCGGCCCUACUUAGACCAUUUACGAGGGACAUUUUUACUUGCCAAAUGGUCCAAGACGGAACGAGAAGAUGCGAGUGAUGUAUAUACCAUGGAUAACGUUGGUUAAUGGGGUUUCAAGCCUAUCAACUACACCAUGGUAUGGUUUUAAACCAAUAAAUUACAGUCCUUUUCUCCUAUAAUAGAGAUUAAUGUGAGCUCUUUGUAUACCCUCUCAGGGUAUACAUCCUCUGUAUCCAGGGAUACCCUGUAUCCACUCAUUUCCAGCCCUGAAAAUGCUUUAAAACACGUGUUAAACCAGUCUUAGUGGUUUAAAGCUCGGGUUUAAAUGUAUCUUAUCACUUAAGAAUUUUAGUGAGUUGUUAUACAAUUAUACAGUUUUGACUUACACCACCACUGUGUGGACUUACACCACCACUUGUUGACUUACACCACCACUGUGUGGACUUACACCACCACUGUGUUGACUUACACCACCACUGUGUUGACUUACACCACCACUGUGUUGACUUACACCACCACUGUGUGGACUUCACCACUGUGCUGACUUACACCACCACUGUGUUGACUUACACCACCACUGUGUUGACUUACACCACCACUGUGUUGACUUACACCACCACUGUGUUGACUUACACCACCACUGUGUGGACUUACACCAACUUCACUGUGUUGACUUACACAACUACUGUGUUGACUUACACCACCACUGUGUUGACUUACACCACCACUGUGUUGACUUACACCACCACUGUGUUGACUUACACCACCACUGUGUGGACUUACACCACCACUGUGUUGACUUACACCACCUUCACUGUGGUGACUUACACCACCACUGUGUUGACUUACACCACCACUGUGUGAACUUACACCACCACUGUGUUGACUUACACCACCACUGUGUGGACUUACACCACUACUGUGUUGACUUACACCACCACUGUGUUGACUUACACCACCACUGUGUGGAUUUCACCACUGUGUUGACUUACACCACCACUGUGUGGACUUCACCACUGUGUUGACUUACACCACCACUGUGUGGACUUACACAACUACUGUGUUGACUUACACCACCACUGUGUUGACUUACACCACCACUGUGUGGACUUCACCACUGUGUUGACUUACCACCAC